CUCUAUUGUAUUACAAACUAUCAUCGAAGUGUGUUCUGUGCCUGCGGUCCAAGGACCACAACAGCUUUUCCUGUUCUUGGAAACAAUUCUUUCAAUACUAUAUGCAUCAAUAUAUGCGUCGUCUUUGUCUCUUUGCUGUGUACGGAUAAGUCGAAAAAAUGCCUGAGGAUUUUCAAAGUGGUUCAUGUUCUGUGGAAAUUCCGCGGAAGAACAGUUUGAACAGUUUGAAGAAUGGAGGUGGUGAUAACUCCUCUUCGCCACGCUCUUCAUCGCCGGCAUUGGGUGGCCGUUACGUCAGCCUCAUCGACCGAAUAAACUGCCGUAUUGAUUCAAGAGACAGGUUCUUCUCACUCGAGUUCUUCCCGCCGAGAACUGCUAAUGGGGCAGUGAAUCUUAUUGCAAGAUUUGAUCGAAUGGCUAUAGGCCAGCCUCUCUUCUGUGACAUCACCUGGCAUCCAGCGGGUGAUCCAGGAUCAGACAAGCCGACGAGCUCAACCAUGAUUGCAAACACCAUGUUGAACUACUGCGGCAUCGAGACAAUGCUUCACAUGACCUGCUGCAACAUGACAAAGGCCGAGAUUACUGCAUACCUUGAGAAGGCCAAGGACCUGGGCAUCAGGAACAUCCUUGCCUUGAGAGGAGAUCCGCCUGUUGAUGAAGAAUGGAAGCCGAACCCAGAAGGUUUCGACUAUGCCACCGACCUUGUCCGACACAUGAGAGAAGUGUACGGGGAUUUCUUCACCAUCUGUGUUGCAGGUUAUCCCACAGGCCACCCUGACUGUGCCUCCUAUGAAGAGGACCUCCAGCACCUGAAGGAGAAAGUGGACGCUGGUGCCGAUUUUAUCAUAACCCAGCUAUUCUUCAAGGCCGAGACAUUCAUCAAGUUUGUUAAAGAUUGUCGGAAGAUUGGAAUUAAGUGCCCAAUUAUGCCUGGGAUCUUGCCAAUUCAGGCCUACCAGUCGCUGAAACACAUCUGCAAACUCUCCAAGCUGGACGUGCCCGAUGAGGUCAUCAGUGCCAUUGAGCCAAUCAAAGACAACGAUGAAGCGAUCCGUAACUACGGAGUGGACCAAGCUGUGAAAAUGUGUCGCGAAAUGUUUGCCAGUGGUGUAGUCCAUGGUCUCCAUUUCUACACCCUGAAUCGAGAAAUUGCAACCAUCAGUAUUUUGAAACAGAUUGGGUUAUGGACUGAGGAGGUUCAGCGUCCACUGCCAUGGAAACAAACUGCCAAUCACAUGCGUAGCUGUGAAGAAGUCCGUCCAAUAUUCUGGGGUGCUAGACCGAAGAGUUACGUUUACCGGACAUCCCAUUGGGAUGAAUAUCCUAACGGACGUUGGGGGAAUUCGGCCUCGGCCGCGUUUGGAGAACUGAAAGACUAUUACCUGUUUUACUUGAAGAGUAAGACACCGAAAGAGGACCAGCUAAAGAUGUGGGGAUAUGAGCUUACCUGUGAGCAGGAUGUUUGGGACGUAUUUUAUAACUUUGUCACCAAGGACAAGAACAAGAAUGGAGUGAAGGUCAAGACUAUCCCAUGGUGCGAUGAUGACUUGGCAUUGGAGACGCAACCAAUAGUGGAUCGCCUGGCAUCGAUCAACAAACGUGGUGUGUUGACAAUCAAUUCGCAACCAAACGUGAGCUGUCUGCCAUCGUCUGAUCCCAUCCAUGGCUGGGGCAGUCCUGGGGGUUACGUCUUCCAGAAGGCAUAUUUGGAGUUCUUCACUUCCAAAGAAAACGUUGAUCAUUUGAAAGAGGUGCUGAAGAAAUAUGGCGACCGCAUCAACUAUCAUAUAAUCAACUACAAUGCAGAGGUAGACUACUCAAACUGUGACGAGAUGCAACCCCUGGCGGUGACGUGGGGCGUCUUCCCGGGCAAGGAGAUCAUGCAGCCGACAGUGGUCGAUCCAAUUGCUUUCAAGUUCUGGAAGGACGAGGCAUUUGGACUCUGGCGAGAGCAGUGGGCAACGUUAUACCCCGAGGGCUCGUCGUCAAGGGACCUGAUCCAUGGCAUCAUCAACAACUAUUACUUGGUCAAUCUGGUUGACAACGACUUCCCCAACGAAUGUUGUCUGUGGAACGUUGUCGGGGAAAUGUUGAAGCUUCGCGAGCAGGAUUUGAGGAACCGUUCCAAUUCUGAGCCGAUCCCUGAAGACGUUGAUAUGGAAACUGCCCAGCAAUCGCAUUCAUGAACAAGAGACUCAACAUGACGUGGAAAAUGUGGUGCUUGUCCAUGUCAUAUAAGCAUAGAGAACUGGCAUUUGACUUUCAUGAUAUUAUUCUCAGUGUGCCACAGUUCAGAGAAAAAUCUGAUGAUGUUUAAGUUUUUGAUUUUACCUGAGUUGGUCUGCAAUUAUUUUGUACUCUGCUUUAGGCAUAAACCUGUCUAUCUAUACCCUUUGCGCAAGAGAUUAUUUGACAUAGGUGCCUUGUGUUUAUUUGGCUACCCCGUUUCAAGGACCGAUGAUUUGUCUUGUUCACAUGUAUUGAUGCGGGUAACCCAUAUAUUGAUGGACAGAGGACCAAUGUAUAAUGGGACCUUGUUUGGACAUAGUGUAUUUAUAUAUUGUUUGCUCAUUUUAGGGCCAUCAUCAGUAUAACUAUGAAAUAAUUGUAUUGCUUGGAGUUUCUUCGUGUCAUCGGUGAGAGGGGUUGUAUUUUGUCUAUAUAUUGUCGAAUGCAUGUUUGUGGAACAAACACAUGUAUAGUAGGACCAUGAUGAAUGAAUAUUGUUUCUCUGCCACAUGUAUAAUUUCAGGCUAUUGCUACAUGUUGCUAUUUAGAAUUAUUUACUGGUUAGUUCAUUGAUUGUAAUAAUGAGUUCUAUAUAACUGCUCUGUAAUUCUCAAGAAUACAGUUGUUUUUAAGUCAAUUGUCAAUUGAAUGAUUGUAUAACAAAGGCAUUAUUAUUUUACAAGUAUUGUCUUCUGGUAUUAUAAUACUGUAGUAUUUGUGAGGAGAAUAAUAAAAGAGAUGAAUUUGCCACGA
Messenger RNA from Lineus longissimus, 2982 nucleotides. RefSeq names its product methylenetetrahydrofolate reductase (NADPH)-like. Gene Ontology annotation, molecular function: methylenetetrahydrofolate reductase [NAD(P)H] activity; FAD binding. Gene Ontology annotation, biological process: tetrahydrofolate interconversion. Gene Ontology annotation, cellular component: cytosol. The transcript is spliced from 11 exons. The record is from RefSeq and is a predicted model, not a curated record. Bases 159 to 2186 code for a protein of 675 amino acids. NCBI's taxonomy places the organism in Eukaryota, Metazoa, Nemertea, Pilidiophora, Heteronemertea, Lineidae.